GCAGCCUCUCCUGUUUACCAACAGCACUGCGAGCUGCGCUUUUCUCGCAUGGAGAGAAGCUCAUCGCUGCGCUCCUUUCGGCACUUGUGCCAGUAAUAGCAACUGAAUGUGAAAUAUUCAUCCAAAGGGUUCUGUCUAGAAAGGAAAACACCGAAUGUGAGGAAAGUGUUUUGGAGUGGAAUGUUGCCAUCUUCUGCUGUAUUUUUCUACUCACUGACUUGACAGAAAAGCGCUGACUUGGAUUUAAAGGGUUGAUAAGCUAUUUCUGCAGGACCGGAGCUCAGCAAGUUCAAGGUUGCUGCAUGUCAAUAUACGAAAUCAGGAGAUUCACUGGACAAGAUGGUGUCUUAUUUCCAUCCUUCUGGCUGGCUUCUACUUACAGUUUCAUGUUAUUGGAUAGAGACAAUGUCAUCACUCAACCUAGAGGAUCCCAAUGUCUGCAGCCACUGGGAAAGCUAUUCUGUGACAGUACAGGAAUCCUAUGCUCAUCCAUUUGAUCAGGUUUAUUACACGAGCUGCACAGAUAUACUGAACUGGUUCAAGUGCACACGCCACAGAAUUAGCUACAAAAUAGCUUAUAGACGUGGAGAAAAAACUAUGUACAGAAGAAAAUCACAGUGCUGCCCUGGGUUUUUUGAAAACAGGGAGCUGUGCAUCCCUCACUGUGCUGAUAAAUGUGUCCAUGGUCGUUGCAUUGCUCCCAACACCUGUCAAUGUGAGCCUGGCUGGGGUGCACCCAACUGCUCCAGUGCAUGCGAUAAUGACCACUGGGGCCCUCACUGCAGUAACCGCUGCCAGUGUAAGAAUGGAGCACUCUGUAAUCCUAUCUCUGGUGCGUGCCACUGUGCUCCUGGUUUCAGAGGUUGGCGUUGUGAGGAACGCUGUGACAGUGGCAUGUAUGGGAAUGAUUGUCAUCAGAAAUGCCAGUGCCAGAAUGGUGCAACCUGUGAUCAUGUGACUGGUGAAUGCAAAUGUCCACCUGGGUAUACUGGUGCUUUCUGUGAGGAUCUGUGCCCACCCGGUAAGCAUGGCUCCCAGUGUGAAGAAAGAUGCCCUUGUCAAAAUGGCGGUGUGUGCCACCAUGUGACUGGAGAAUGUUCCUGCACCCCAGGCUGGAUGGGCACAGUCUGUGGUCAGCCUUGCCCUGAGGGAAGAUUUGGAACAAACUGCUCUCAGGAAUGUCAGUGUCAUAAUGGUGGAACAUGUGACUCAGCAACAGGACAAUGUCACUGCAGCCCUGGUUACACAAGAGAACGAUGCCAGGACCAGUGUCCAGUAGGCACUUAUGGGCUAAAAUGUGCUCAGAAUUGUCAGUGUGUGAAUGGUGGGAAGUGUUACCACAUUAGUGGUGCUUGUCUCUGUGAGCCAGGCUACACAGGAGAACUUUGUGAAAUCAGACUGUGCCCAGAUGGGGUCUACGGAAUUAAGUGCGACAGGAAGUGCCCAUGUCACCUACCAAAUACAAAGAGCUGUCACCCUAUGUCUGGUGAAUGCUCCUGUAAGUCAGGUUGGUCAGGACUGUACUGCAAUGAAACAUGUGCACCAGGGUUCUAUGGAGAAGACUGCCAACAAAUCUGCAGCUGCCAGAAUGGUGCAGACUGUCACACAGGGACAGGAACGUGCAUCUGUGCCCCUGGAUUUACUGGAGAAGACUGCUCAACCCCUUGUACACCAGGGACAUAUGGAGUCAACUGUUCCUCAGUUUGUAACUGUAAAAAUGGUGCCAUCUGUUCGCCUGUGGAUGGCUCAUGCACCUGUAAAGCAGGCUGGCAUGGAGUAGACUGUUCAAUUAACUGCCCAAGAGGGACAUGGGGCCUUGGCUGUAAUCUGACCUGUCAGUGCCUUAAUGGUGGAGCAUGUAAUGCCUUAAAUGGAACCUGCACUUGUGCCCCAGGAUGGCGGUCUGAGAAAUGUGAACUUCCCUGCCAGGAUGGCACCUAUGGAAUGAACUGCGCAGAACGGUGUGACUGCAGUCACGCGGAUGGAUGUCACCCAGCAACUGGCUAUUGCCGCUGCCUUGCAGGAUGGACAGGUAUCCACUGUGACAGCGUGUGUACUGAAGGGCACUGGGGUCCAAAUUGCUCUCUGCCAUGUGAUUGUAAGAAUGGGGCAUCCUGCUCUCCUGAUGAGGGGACCUGUGAGUGCGCACCUGGAUACAGAGGAAAUACCUGCCAGAGAAUUUGUUCUCCUGGAUUCUUUGGCCAUCGCUGUAGUCAGGCAUGCCCGCAAUGUGUGCACAGUAAUGGUCCCUGCCACCAUGUCACUGGACAGUGUGACUGCCUACCUGGAUUUACUGGAGCACUCUGCAAUGAAGUUUGCCCCAGUGGAAGGUUUGGAAAACACUGCUCUGGUCUCUGCACUUGUACCAACAAUGGAACCUGUAAUCCCAUUGAUGGCUUAUGCCAGUGUUACCCUGGAUGGAUCGGUAGUGACUGUUCACAACCCUGCCCUCCUGGUCACUGGGGCCCAAAUUGUAUUCAUACAUGUAACUGCCACAAUGGGGCAUACUGCAGUGCAUACGAUGGAGAAUGCAAAUGCACCCCUGGAUGGACUGGACUCUACUGCACACAGCGGUGCCCACUGGGAUAUUUUGGGAAGGACUGUGCUCAGACAUGCCAGUGUCAAAAUGGAGCAGACUGUGACCAUAUAACUGGGCAGUGCACCUGCCGCACAGGAUUCAUGGGAAGACAGUGUGAACAAAAAUGCCCAUCUGGAACUUAUGGCUAUGGGUGCCGCCAGGUUUGUGACUGCCUCCACAAUUCCACUUGUGACCACAUAACAGGAACAUGUUACUGCAGCCCAGGAUGGAAAGGUGCCAGAUGUGACCAAGCUGGAGUAGUCAUUGGAAACCUGAAUCACCUCAGCCGCACCAGCACUGCAAUCCCUCCAGACUCCUACCAGAUAGGUGCAAUCGCUGGCAUCAUAAUCCUUAUCCUGAUUAUCCUUGUCCUGCUGGUGUUGUUCAUCAUUUAUCGACGUAAGCAGAAAGGGAAGGAGUCAAAUAUGCCUGCAGUCAGCUAUACACCAGCUCUUCGGGCCCUUAAUGGAGACUACACUGUAUCAGAUGGCAUGCCUCACAGCAAUAAUGGGGGAAAUCCCAACAGCCAUUACUUCUCCAACCCCAGCUAUCACACCCUUUCCCAAUGCACCAGCUCACCUCGUAACAACAACAUGGAUAGGACACCUCUUGGAAAGUCAAAAAACAACCAGCUGUUUGUAAACUUGAAGAAUACAGACUCUAGAAAACGUGGUCCUAUGGUUGAUUAUACUGGAACCCUGCCAGCAGACUGGAAACAUGGUGGUUACCUCAAUGAAUUUGAUCUUGUGAAGAACACAGCAUACAGUUCAAGCACUUGUUCUCUAAACAGCACUGAGAACCCAUACGCCACUAUAAAAGAUCCACCAAUAUAUAUACAGAAGAAUACAGAGAGUGGCUAUGUGGAGAUGAAAUCACCAGUACGAAGAGAUUCUCCCUAUGCUGAAAUUGAGAAUUCUUCAUCAACUACCAAGAAUGUUUAUGAAGUUGAGCCCACAGUGAGUGUUGUUCAAGGAACCUGCACUGGCAGCUUAUCUUUCAGCCAAGAAACUUAUGAUCUACCAAAAAACAGCCACAUUCCUUGCCAUUAUGACAUACUGCCUGUUCGAGACAAUCCAACAUCUCCAGAGAAGAUUGCAAACACUGAAUGAUGGGAGAAUAUUUUGAAAAAAUGGACAGUGGAACAAGCAGCACUAUGAAUGAUGCUGGGAUAAACUGUGAUCUGCAGUUGCUUUGUUAGUGUGACACUGCAUUUGGCUGCCAGCCUCUUGAUUCAUGACAUAUUAACAGACAAUCUUGACUGAUGCUUUAGGAACAAGGCAGCCAGACCAGUUGAUGCAGCAGCAAAUGGGACCCUGUUUAGACUUUGGCAGCUUCGAAAUAAUUUUGGAGGUAACAGGGACACCAAGAUAUCACAAUGCAUCUUUCUUAACACAUGCUGAUUACCAGAUUAUAAUUUUUUAAAGAAAUUCUUAGAAAGGAAGAAAAAAAACUAUGUUUAAAGAUAUGGAACACAGAGACAGUAUGUUUGCAUUCCUCACAAGGGAACUGAUUAAAUAUCUACACUGCUUCAUUCCGCAAAUCAGACCAUAUUAUUCAGCCAUUCCAUUAACACAGCUCAUGUAUGGGCAUAUCAAUUAGCAUUUCCUGAAUGCAAAAUUGUAAUCAUAGUUGUUUCUGAUUCUUCUUUUUUAACACUAAUACAGUUUUUGUUUUCCUGGAUUUUGUAUCUUUGAAAACAAAAAGCAUUAAAGCGAGUGACAGUGCGUAAUGUAGCAAGGAAAAAAAAACAUCAAGGGUAACGCUCCUGAGAGUUGCCAUUCUGCACUCAUUUUCUUAUAUCUGUUUGAAAGCACCUUUUCUGUUUAUUACAGAAAGUAGAACAUAUAUGCUUAAGCUGGUCUUUUGCAUUGCUAUUGACAUUUUCCAUGCAGUGUUGUUUUCCGUAUCUUCAUUGUAGGGCUAUGCAUUUAUGUGUGUCAAAUGCUUUACCUUUGAUUGUUGUUAUGAUACGUAUUUCUUACCCUGUGUCUAUUUAUAGCUGAGUGCAGGAUGCAACAUUUUGCUUGAUCUGUUGUUUGACUGAUGAAUUUUAGAACUGAUGUUGUGUAACAGUAACUAGUUUAAGACCACAGAGUCCCUUCUGACUCUUUAAGCCAUUGAAUAAUGGCAUUUCCUGAGGUGCCAAAGCAAUUGUGUUAAAACUAUACAAAAUAAGUUUAAAGUGCAGAACUGAUAUAUUCAUUUGCAAGUAACUCAUCUUGUACAGAAAGAACUGUAAUGGAACCUAGGGCAAAAAAUAUAUCACCAAGAUUUUGCUGUACGAGCAAGGUUUUGCAUCCUAACAAAGGCAGAGAUGUAUUUGUCUUUUGUAAAGGCAUUAUCCAUUCUUCUAGUCACAACUCUUGCAGGACAGUAAACAAAUGUAGACUAAAUAAUCAGUAGCCUUUAUUAAAAAUAUAAAGUGAAACCCAGUGUGUAAAAAUUUUAAUUCAUGAGAAGUACCAAAAACAAAUGAUUAAAGUGCCAGUGCAUUUUAUGUUUCUUGCUAGCUGUGUUCCAUAAGGGGAUAUGACAUCAUUAAAUUACUGUGCAUUUCACACUAUACAAGUAGGGUGCGUUGCGAGGUGGCUGAAAUACCAAGGACUGAGUCACUGCUCUUCACAGAGAUCUCUGUGCUGACAUCAGUGAAGUUUAUGUUUUAUGUGUAUAUGUUUCAUGGUACAAUGCAGAACUUUUCUGCUGUCAGUGGAUAUAUGGCAGCCCUUUAUGGGGUAGCAGUAUAACCAGUGAAUAGACUAUGGUAAUCAGGAGUUUAAGCAUUAGUUAAAGUAUACCGUAAGUCACAGAGUCUGAAUUAGACUUUUUCUUCAAAAUAAACUGGAGAGUAGUAACAAAAAGUCCACAAUCAGCCCACAGUGCAACCUGUUUUUGAAACAGGCAUAUGGAGCAAAGCUUAAUUUUGUGUGACAAACAAAAAUACAGGCUAUUAACGUGACUCUGAUAAACAGUAUUCCAGAUAUUUCUUUUCAGUGACUAAAUCAUAAUGCACACUGUAGCCGGGAACAUCAAGGCUGUUUUGGAUUGCUUGUCUAAAGACCCUCUAUUAGGCACUUUGACAGCUGCACCAUUAUGUACCAGACCACACAGCCUGUACAAAUUGUAUAAUAGUAAUAGGUGUAGAUAGCUGUAAAUCACCUGCCACUUGUGUGUCUGCGUGCUUGUAUUAGGGGAAGGGGUACUGAGGCAGAGUAUGUAGGAGUGUUUGAUAAAGGAACUGAAAAUUGUACAGAAUAAAACCUCAGCUCAGUCUGAUGUACUAAUUGAAGAGCUGUCUGCACUCUGUUGAAUUCUUGUCUAUCCACUCUGAGCAUAAUCCUCAGAGAAGACUGUUCAUGUUUUCUAUGUAAAUUGUAACAUAAUAUUUUAAUUGUAUAAGAUACAGAUUUCUUGUUUGCAGUUACAAUGGGGGAAACCUUAUUUGGUUUCAUGAUGUUUUAAUUUUCCAAAGAAGGCUGAUGGUUGUUUGAUCCUGUUAUCCUGUAUUACCAUUUAAAUGUAUUCUGCAGCUUGGGCCUAGACUGUUUGCUACAAACUUUCUAAUAAAAAGUCUUUCAGUAUUACUAUA
Messenger RNA from Protopterus annectens (West African lungfish), 6164 nucleotides. It is a transcript of the gene MEGF10, whose product is annotated as multiple EGF like domains 10. The transcript has 24 exons. Gene Ontology annotation, molecular function: protein binding. The coding region runs from base 340 to 3687 and encodes 1115 amino acids. Lineage: Eukaryota; Metazoa; Chordata; Ceratodontiformes; Protopteridae. Gene Ontology annotation, cellular component: membrane. The record is from RefSeq and is a predicted model, not a curated record.